AUGAAUCACUUUCCAUCGCAGUGGGGAAAACCCCGUCAAGAGAAUGUUGACGAAUACAACACCGUUCCACUUUAUAACAAUAUGCCACAAAGCCAUGCUGCCGCUGGCCCAAUGACUAGAACUCAACAGCCUGUCGUUACCGGAACGUCUGUUAUUGCUCUCAAAUACAAGGAUGGUAUCAUGAUGGCUGCUGAUAACUUGGCAUCAUAUGGUUCGCUCGCCCGUUUCCGAGACAUUGAACGAUUGCACCCAGUUGGCGAGCACACCAUUAUUGGUGCAUCAGGCGAUAUUUCAGAUUACCAGUACAUCCAGCACAUGCUUCAAAAUGUCAUGAUUGAUCAGCAUUGCGAGGAUGAUGGACAUACCCUCGGUACCCCGCAUAUCUACGAAUACUUAUUCCGAGUCAUGUAUAACCGACGAUCCAAAUUCAACCCACUGUGGAAUGCGCUUGUUGUUGGUGGUGUUCACAAAGGAGAACGAUUCCUUGGCUACGUUGAUUUGAAAGGAACUACAUACCAGAACUCUACAAUUGCCACCGGUUUCGGAGGUCAUCUUGCACAGCCUAUCCUGAGAAAAGCAGUUGAAGGAAGAGAGGACACGUUGACUGAAGAAGAGGCUAUCAAGAUCAUCGAUGACUGUAUGAGAGUUUUGUUCUACAGAGACGCACGGUCAAUUAACAAGCUGCAAAGAGCGAAAAUCACAGCAGAAGGUUUCGAAAUUACUGAGCCAUACAGUGUUGAAACGGAGUGGUCAUUUGCCGAAUCGAUCAGGGGCUAUGGUGCGUAG
Messenger RNA from Umbelopsis ramanniana AG, 786 nucleotides. RefSeq lists its product as uncharacterized. The transcript has 6 exons. The record is from RefSeq and is a predicted model, not a curated record. Bases 1 to 786 code for a protein of 261 amino acids. Gene Ontology annotation, cellular component: proteasome core complex. Lineage: Eukaryota; Fungi; Mucoromycota; Umbelopsidomycetes; Umbelopsidales; Umbelopsidaceae.